Molecule: messenger RNA, 2502 nt
Organism: Amphiprion ocellaris (clown anemonefish)
Lineage: Eukaryota; Metazoa; Chordata; Actinopteri; Pomacentridae
Gene: dnaaf4
Product: dynein axonemal assembly factor 4
Exons: 9
Coding region: 140-1378 (412 amino acids)
Biological process (GO): inner dynein arm assembly; outer dynein arm assembly; cilium movement
Molecular function (GO): nuclear estrogen receptor binding
Source: RefSeq, a predicted model, not a curated record
AAGACGCUUCGCUGGUGUUACCUUUCAGGACCGUUCGUCGCAGAAGUUUUUAACCUGAAAACGUCGAUAUUUUUAUGAAAGCACAAGCUGCUAGUUCUUCUACGUCCAGCGGGCCACCGGGAGGAGAACUGAGCCCAACAUGCCGCUACUCGUGUCGGACUAUUCCUGGACCCAGAACGACUCCACCGUUUACAUUAACGUGCCGUUAAAGGGAGCUAAAGCCGUGAAAGUGGACAUAGUUUCUACGGACGAAUACCUGAAGGUGAGUUUUCCUCCGUACCUGUUUGAAGCCUUCCUGUUUGAACCUGUUGAUGAAGACAGAAGCUCAGCAAAGGUUGGAAAUGGAGUCGCACUCAUCAGUUUACCAAAGAGGAUCAACAAACAGUGGGAUCAGCUGAUGAUAACUACAAUUUCAGAUGAUAAAGACAAGAAGAAGGAGAUCAGAGAGAGGGCUCUGCUGAGGUACCAGGAGAAGCUUUCCUCAGAGUCCAGACAGAAAGCAGAGAAACGGCAAGCAGACAAAAAAUACACUCUGGAGAUGAUGAUGAAGCUGGAAAAGGAGGAAAGAGAGAACAUCCAGAAGAUAAAGGAUGCCGAGCGAGAGAAAACUGCGGCAGAGCUGGCAGCAUGGCAGCUCAGGCAGAAACAGGAAGCUGAGGAAGACGCUAAACUGAGUCAGAGAGGAAGUCCAAACCAGCAGCGAGCCGGUAAACAGAGGCAGGAAAACAAACCGUCAGUCAAACUGGAUCAAAGAACCAACAGUGAAGCAAAGAGCAGCAAGAAACAAGCCGACCCGCCUCCUCCGAGAGUCAGCGGAAACAUUCAGAUCACUUUCACGCCAAGAGUUUUCCCAACAGCCCUCAGAGAGUCCAGAGUAGCGGAGGAGGAAGAGUGGCUAAAUAAACAAGCUGAAGCCAGACGAGCUGUAAACUCAGAGCUGCUGGAGGAGCUGAAGGACCUGAAGGAGGAGCAGAAGAACCCCGACUGGUUGAAGGACAAAGGAGAUAAGUGUUUUGCGAGCGGCGACUACCUGGGAGCUGUGAAUGCCUACGGUCUGGCCAUCAGACUCAACAGGAAGAUCCCAGCUCUGUAUUCUAACAGGGCAGCUUGUCACCUGAAGUUAAGGAACCUUCACAAGGCCAUUGGAGACGCCUCUCAGGCUCUUGAUCUUUUGACUCCUCCAGUCGCAGCAAAUGCAGCUGCCAGAGUCAGAGCCAGCGUCCGCCGAGGGUCUGCUUUCUGCCAGCUGCAGCUUUACGCAGAAGGGCUGCAGGAUUUUCAGGCUGCUCUGAAGAUCGACCCUCAUAAUGAAGCUCUGCAAGCCGACACUCAGAAAAUCAGAGAAAUCGUACAAGGAUCUGCAGCAGAGACUCAGUGAGACACAAAGAGACACAAAGAGACACAAGGAGACAUGAAGAUACACAAUAAGAUGCAAAGAGACACAAGGAGACAAAAUGAGACACAAAGAGACACAGUGAGACAGAAUGAGAUGCAAAGACACACUUUGCAACUCAGACACAAAGAUACACAAUAAGACAUAAAGAGCCACAAUAACAUGCAAAGAUACACAAGGAGACAAAAUGAGAUAUAGAGACACAAGGAGACACAAUGAGAUGCAAAGAGACAUAAUGAGACACAAAGAGACACACUGAGAUACAAAGAGACAUGAUGAGACAAAAUGAGACUCAGUAAGAGACACAGGAGACACAAAGAGACGCAAAGAGGAAAAAAUAAAAUGCAAACAAACAAAAUGAGACACAAAGAAAUGCAAAGAGACACAAGGACACAUAAGGAGACUCAAUAAGAUGCAAAGAGACACAAUGAGACACAACAAGACAUAAGGAGACACAAUGAAAUGCAAAGACACAAAGAGACAAAUGAGACAAUAAGACGCAAUGACACAGUGAGAUGCAAGGAUGCAAAUGAGACACAAUGACACACAAUAAGAUACAAAGAGACACAAUGACACACAAUAAGAUGCAAAGAGACAAAUGAGACACAAAGAGACAAAAUGACAUACAAGGACAACCGACUGAUGAUGAACUGAUGCAUUCACCUUAAAUAUAAAUAAAUGAUAGAAACGUCAGUAAAGUCUCUACUGGUUUCCAUCGACGUGAUACUUUGGAUGUCUGUCAGUGAGCACAGAGCGCCUCCAUGUGGUCGAUAACUGCAUCUACUGAAGUUGAAUGAAGUAAAAAUACCUCAAAUUGUACUUAAAUACAGUACUCAAGUGAAUGUACUUAGUUACUUGUUACCACUGAAGAGUUAACGAUUCUUCUGAGGAUCCAGAAGUCCUGAUUAAAAAAUAGAAACUGAUUGUACAAGUUGCAAACCAGUUUUUUCUUGUUUUUAAGUGUUUUGUGUUGUUUUUUUCGCCUGCCUUUAUAAAACGUGCAGCACUCUGGUUGUUUUAAAAUGUUCUACAUUGAUAAAAUUUAUUUGAAAAACAACAAAUUGCAAUUAAAACUUGUCAUUUCCUGUCAUUUUCUACACAACGUACUU